AUGGGUCAAGGAUCAAGUCAAUCAACACCUCGUCUCGAAGACAUUCUCACCUCUCCCUCACAAUGGUUCUACUUUCGUGAUUAUCAGGCUCAUGCAACAUGUUCUGAAAAGAUUCGCCUCUAUAAAGAGUUGAACAAACUUGUUGAUUUACGAAGUGGUGUUGAUGGUGAUGAAGAGUUUCAUGAUGAUGGUUCCGACGCACAUAAAACAUAUCAUAACAAAUCUGUAAAUAAUUUAUCAUCGGAGGAGAAGAGAAAAAGUAAUCAAAAAUAUGAACAAUUGAAGGAUUUAAUGUUAGAGAAUGCAUGUGUAAUGUGUCAGACAUUUUCGGGAAGGAUUGAGGAAGUGGAGAAUGAAAAUAAGUUGAGAGAAUGUUUUGGUGAUGAAUUGGUGGAUUGGAGUCAAAUGAAGAAGAGGAAUAAUGAGGAAAAAUUUAAUGAAGAGGAACAAUUGUUGAGUUUACCAAUUUUACCUUUGGAUUAUGAUAGAUUAUUAUAUUGUUUUCAAAGUAAUAAUGCAACGAUACCAAUGUUUGAUGCAUUGGCCAAGCACAAAUCAUUCCUGACACAGAGAGGAUCUUUACGAGAAUUAUUUCCACACAUUACCAAUAAUUUGAGAGAACAAAGGCCUAUUGCUGAAUUAUUUUCGAUUAAGAAUACACCAGAACAUAACUUUUCAUUGUUGAAAGACUUGUCUAAUAAGCAAGCUUCUAAAGAAUUUCAAGUUUUAGAUAGUUGUAUCAACAAGUCAGAAGCUCAGGUCAAUCCAAACAGUACAAGCUGUUUGGGUGAAGCUUUAAUUUAUUCACAUGCAGUCACACCAAAAUUUUGCCAGAGACAAAUUAGAGAUUGUCUCGAGCGAAAGAUUCCUUCGUUCGUUGUCAAUGGUUUGGAUGAUGAUGAAGCUUGGGAACACUUGUCAGUCAUUGACUAUACACAAUGUUUGUUGAAUAGGUCUAAGAGUAUGACCUUAAAUGAGGCUCAUGAAUGUUUCGAUAAUGUGAUGGAUUUUAUGGGUGAACAAAUAUUGAAAGAGUAA
Molecule: messenger RNA, 1038 nt
Organism: Naegleria gruberi
Lineage: Eukaryota; Heterolobosea; Eutetramitea; Acrasida; Naegleriidae
Exons: 1
Coding region: 1-1038 (345 amino acids)
Source: RefSeq, a predicted model, not a curated record